Messenger RNA from Oldenlandia corymbosa var. corymbosa, 3456 nucleotides. Lineage: Eukaryota; Viridiplantae; Streptophyta; Magnoliopsida; Gentianales; Rubiaceae. The record is from the annotation of a GenBank genome assembly.
AUGGAUAUACGAUUCCCGUACUCGCCGGCGGAGGUGGUAAAAGUCCGGCGGGUUCAGUUCGGCGUACUCAGUCCGGAUGAAAUCCGGCAGAUGUCGGUGGUGCAUAUUGAUCAUAGUGAGACGACGGAGAGGGGAAAGCCCAAACCCGGCGGUCUAAGUGAUCCGAGAUUGGGGACGAUUGAUCGGAAAUUGAAGUGUGAAACCUGUACGGCGAAUAUGGCAGAAUGCCCCGGCACUUUAGGCACCUUGAACUUGCAAAGCCGAUGUUCCACAUUGGCCAGGAGAAUUAGGAAUCCCAAGAAUCGACUCAAGAAGAUCUUGGAAGCCUGUAAGACCAAGAGUAAGUGUGCCGGACGGGACGAAAUAGAACUUGAUGGGCAAGGUGAAGAUGAUUCUGAUGAAUUAUUAUCAGAGAAGAAGCCGCCGAGGAGUGGUUGUGGUGCUUUGCAACCCAGUAUUUCGAUUUAUGGUAUGAAAAUGGUUGCUGAGUUCAGGGUUCAGAAGAAGAAGAAGAACAAUGAUGAUCAAGAUCAAUUGCCUGAACCUGUUGAGCGAAAACAGGAGCUUUCUGCUGAGAAGUUCCAUAUAGCCACAUACUUUGACAAGGAACUUCCAGGGCUCCCCAGAGCUACACAGAAAUAUGGUAGACCUAUCAAAUCAAUAUGUAGCAGAUUGAAAGGAAAAGAGGGUCGUGCUAGAGGUAAUUUGAUGGGGAAAUGGGUCGAUUUCUCUGCUCGGACUGUGAUCACCCCUGAUCCAACCAUCAACAUUGAUGAACUUGGGGUACCUUGGAGCAUUGCUCUGAACCUUACUUACCCAGAAACGGUGACUCCAUUCAACAUUGACAAACUGAAGGAAGCUGCAAAGUAUGGACCAAAUCCGCCACCAGCGAAAACCGGUGCUAAAUACAUCAUAAGGGAUGACGGACAGAGGCUUGAUCUCCGAUACCUGAAAGAUCCACAUUUAGAAGUAGGAUAUAAGGUUGAGAGGCACUUGGUUGAUGGAGCUGAAGUUUCAGAACUUAUGAUGGUUCCCAAAUGUAUUGUGUCACCUCAAUCAAAUAAGCCGGUUAUGGGGAUUGUUCAGGAUACCCUUCUCGGAAGCCAUUUAAUAACCAAGAGAGAUAAUUUUAUCGAAAAGGAUGUAUUCAUGAACAUUUUGAUGUGGUGGGAAGAUUUUGAUGGAAAGGUACCAGCUCCAACCAUUUUGAAGCCAAAGCCUCUUUGGACAGGGAAGCAAGUUUUUAAUCUUAUUAUAUCUAGACAGAUAAAUCUCCAAAAAAGAGCAGCAGAUGAUGAUAAAGGACCGCUUACUCCUGGAGACACUCGAGUUUGCAUUGAGAAAGGGGAGUUACUUUCUGGUACCUUAUGCAAGAAGACCCUCGGACCUUGUGUUGGAAGUCUCAUUCAUAUUAUCUGGGAAGAAGUUGGUCCUGAUGCGGCUCAGAAAUUUCUUGGACUCACGCAGUGGCUUGUUAACUACUGGAUUUUGCAGAAUGGCUUUAGUGUUGGAAUUGGGGAUACUAUUGGUGACGCUGAUACAAUGGAAAAAAUUAAUAUACGUAUCUCAGAAGCAAAGAAUAAAGUGAAAGAACUCAUCAAGAAAGCUCAGGAAAAGAAUCUGGAGCCUGAACCUGGUCGAACUAGGAUGGAAUCAUUUGAAAAUCAAGUAAAUAAGAAAAGUUUAUCAGAAAGUAACAAUCUUAAGGCAAUGGUUACAGCUAGAUCGAAGGAAAGUUUCGUCAAUAUCUCUCAAAUGACUGCUUGCGUGGGGCAGCGGAAUGUUGAGGGUAAGCGAAUUCCCUUUGGAUUCGUUGAUAGGACCCUGCCUCAUUUUACCAAGGAUGAUUUUGGACCAGAAAGCCGUGGUUUUGUGGAGAACUCAUAUUUACGUGGGUUGACACCACAGGAGUUCUUCUUCCAUGCUAUGGGUGGUAGGGAAUGUAUUAUUGAUACUGCUGUUAAAACUUCUGAGACGGGUUACAUCCAAAGGCAAUUAAUGAAGGCCAUGGAGGAUAUCAUGGUCAAGUAUGAUGGUACUGUUAGGAAUUCCCUUGGAGAUGUGAUUCGGUUUCUCUAUGGCGAAGACGGCAUGGAUUCUGUAUGGGUUGAAUCACAAAAGCUGGAAUCUCUAAAUGUCAAAAAGCCUGAUUUUGAUUCCCGGUUUAAAUUUGAACUUGAUGACAAAGAUUGGGAUCCCGAUUAUAUGUUUCCAGAAAAAGUUGAGAAACUUGAAACCGACAGGCUCCAACUGGCAACAGAGAUUGCUACUUCAGGUGAUGAUAUAUGGCCUCUACCGGUGAAUAUCAAGAGGCUUAUUUUAAAUGCACAGAAGAUCUUUAAAAGUGACUUCCGAAGGCCCUCAGACAUGAACCCAAUAGAGGUUGUUGAUGCUGUUGAUAAAUUGCAAGAAAGGCUUACGGUUGUACAUGGUGAUGAUUAUCUUAGUAAGGAAGCACAAAAGAAUGCUACUGAUUUCUUCAAUAUAUUACUUCGUAGUGCCUUGGCUAGUAAAAGGGUUUUGAAUGAGUAUAGACUUACGAAGGAAGCAUUCCAUUGGGUUAUUGGUGAAAUAGAAUCGCAGUUUUCCCAGUCACACGUCGCUCCAGGGGAAAUGAUUGGCUGUAUUGCAGCUCAAUCUAGGUUGAAAGAAAUUAUCAAUGUUGCAAAGAAUAUAAAAACACCUUCCCUCUCUAUAUAUCUGAAGCCUAUUCCGGGAAUUACAGAUGACUUUGCAAAAUCAGAUGAGACCAGAAAGAAGAAAGCAAAAGAGCGUCACACAAGCCGCAGAAGUUUGGUACGAUCCAUAUCCCCUGAGUACCAUAAUCCGGAAAAUGAUAAAUUUGUCCAGUUAUAUUAUGAGAUGCCAGAUGAGGAGACUGAUCCUGAUAAGAUCUCUCCUUGGUUGCUCCGUAUAGAGUUAGAUCGGACAAUGUUGCUGGAUAAGAACUUAAUGACUGACAUUGCCGCAAAGAUUGAACUCGAGUUUGGUGGUGAUCUUAUUUGCAUAUUCAAUGAUGAUAAUGCUGAUAAGUUGAUCUUACGCAUUCGUAUCAUGAAUGAUGAAGCUGCUAAGGGUGAAUCAAACAACGAAUCUGGUGAGGAUGAUGUCUUCCUGAAAAAGAUAGAGAACAACAUGCUCACUCAAAUAGCACUUCGGGGCAUCCCGGGUAUUAAUAAAGUAUUCCUGAAGCAUAUUAAACCGAACAAGUUUAAUGAGGAAGAAGGAGGAUUUAAGGCCAGAAUUGAGUGGAUGUUGGAUACUGAAGGAGUUAAUCUUCUGGCAGCUAUGUGUCUUGAAGAUGUUGAUGGGAGGAGGACCACCAGCAAUAACUUGAUUGAAGUUAUUGAAGUUCUUGGAAUUGAGGCAGUUCGCAAGACAUUGCUGGAUGAGUUGCGUGUUGUGAUAUCAUUUGAUGGAUCCUAUGUGAACUAUCGACAUCUUGCAAUAUUGUGA